Molecule: messenger RNA, 1986 nt
Organism: Sus scrofa (pig)
Lineage: Eukaryota; Metazoa; Chordata; Mammalia; Artiodactyla; Suidae
Gene: RAX2
Product: retina and anterior neural fold homeobox 2
Biological process (GO): positive regulation of transcription by RNA polymerase II
Molecular function (GO): RNA polymerase II cis-regulatory region sequence-specific DNA binding; DNA-binding transcription factor activity, RNA polymerase II-specific
Source: RefSeq, a predicted model, not a curated record
CUAAGAGGGACUUUUUCUCACCCCAGAUGAUAAAAACAGUAACAGUGAACAUUCAUUAAGCACUCACUGUAUGCCAAUCACUGCGAUGCUCUUUCAUCAGCUUAUUGAGUCCCUGUGGAGCCCCAUGGGGUGGAGGGAGCCAUGUUCCUGAGCCCGGGUGAGGGGUCGGCGGCUGAGGGUGGGGGGCCAGGGCCAGGAGAUGAAGCCCCAAAGAAGAAGCACCGGAGGAACCGCACGACAUUUACCACAUACCAGCUGCACCAGCUGGAGCGGGCGUUUGAGGCCUCCCACUAUCCAGACGUUUACAGCCGUGAGGAGCUGGCAGCCAAAGUGCACCUGCCCGAGGUGCGCGUGCAGGUGUGGUUCCAGAACCGCCGGGCCAAGUGGCGCCGCCAGGAACGUCUGGAGUCGGGCUCUGGAGCUGUGGCAGCCCCAAGGCUCCCUGAAGCCCCAGCACUGCCCUUUGCCCGCCCUCCUGCCAUGCCACUGCCCUUGGAACCCUGGCUGGGCCCUGGGCCCCCAGCCGUGCCAGGCCUCCCUUGCCUCCUGGGCCAGGGCACUGGGCUGCAGGGGUCCUUUGGGCCCCAUGCCUUCGGUCCAGCCUUCGCAGAAGGCUUUGCCCUGGAGGAGGCAUCCCUGCGGCUGCUGGCCAAGGAGCACGUGCAGGUUCUGGACAGGGCCUGGCCGUCAGCCUGAGCCUGGUGCCUGUCGGUGGCCACCCACGCCAGAUCCCUCACCUCACCAUCACCUCCUUACCCUGCCUUUCAGGGAACUGGCACUGGUUUCAGCAAGGAGGUGGCCAGAGGGUGGUCCCUGGCCUGGUCUCAGGGGUGUCUGUGCCCUCGUGGGGCCUCAGUCUCCCCAUCUGUCAAAUGGGUGUGGGUGGGGUGGAUUCUGAGGCUCUUAGACUGUAAAGCUGCACUCAGGAGCCACUGGGAUGUUGAUUCUGAGUUGAUCAGUCUAAAUCCCUCUGUCUGCUCCUAAUCUAACAGCAGAGCCUCCCUGGCCCUCAGAGACUUUCUCUGAGAAUAACAAAUAACAGCAGAAGCUCAUGUUCAACCUGUCCCCUUUCACUACAUGCUCUGUAUGUCCACCCUAUGCCCACAGCUUUACCCUGUGAGGUGGGCAUAGCCAUCGGCCUCAUUUUACAGGGGAGGAAACUGGGACCCAGAGAGGCAAAGCUAGUUCCCUGAGGCCACAAAGCCUGUAGGAGGUGGAGCUGUUUUCAAACUCAUUGCCUGACUCCAUCACCCCAGGCACCACACUGGACCCUGGCCAGACACUAACAGGGUACUCUCAGGUAGAAGCAGCUGACGCCAGGUGAAUAUUGUUUGCCCCUGCACCCCCCACUUACCAAAGUGUGGCUUAUGUCCUCACUGACCACAGCCCCCAUCAUGUCUCCCAGCCCCACUGAUGCUGGGUUGGGUCCCUGGUGUUCUAGCCAAUGCAACUAUGUCUCCCCAGGCCUCAUGAAGGUACAGUGGUCACCCUUCCCAGGGCUGGGCUGGACUCCAGGACAUGGAAGCUGUGGUGGGGGGUGGGGGACUGGCCCAGUGCCUACAUGACAGGGAACCACCGUAGGGGAUGGGGCAGCCUGGGACAGAUGGGGGAGGGGGAGAGAGGGCAGCACCCCACUCGCUCCUGGCUCUAUCCAGGAAGUGACCACAGGCUCUAGGAAACUCCAGGAAUUUCACCUGAUGCUCACACCCAGAUCAUCUGCUCACCUUCAAUCUCAGAUGGCACCUCUGAACCCAAUGGCCCACAUGCUGUUACACUGCAGCAGCCAGACCAGCCACACACCCAAUCAUUGAUUCAUCCAUCCAGUCUAUGACAAAGACAUGGCAGUGAACAGAGAAAAACCCCCAUCCUCGUGGAGCUGCCACUCCAGUGGAAGAGACAAGAACCAUGAUUUUUUUUUUUUUUGCCAUUUCUUGGGCCGCUCCCGCGGCAUAUGAAGGUUCCCAGGCUAGGGGUCAAAUCAGAGCU